Wasmannia auropunctata (little fire ant) is the source of this 1315-nucleotide messenger RNA. RefSeq names its product mitochondrial fission 1 protein (gene Fis1). Gene Ontology annotation, molecular function: protein binding. The transcript has 4 exons. Gene Ontology annotation, biological process: mitochondrial fission; mitochondrial fragmentation involved in apoptotic process; autophagy of mitochondrion. NCBI's taxonomy places the organism in Eukaryota, Metazoa, Arthropoda, Insecta, Hymenoptera, Formicidae. The record is from RefSeq and is a predicted model, not a curated record. Gene Ontology annotation, cellular component: mitochondrial outer membrane; peroxisomal membrane. Bases 182 to 631 code for a protein of 149 amino acids.
CGAGUCCCACCAAAGCGAAUCUCGUGUAUCUCGCCUCUUGCGAUGCGUCAAGUCGUCUCGCGCGGGCCCGCACCUGCAGCCACGUUUCAGGAUUCGUGUGAUUGUGUGUAGUCAGUAGUGGAGCGCAAAGGUCUCGGUGUGUGGCAAAGUGCGCGCCGCUUACGUCAGCCUGGAAGAAGAAAUGGAGGACGUUUUGAACGAGGUCGUCUCUGCCGAGGAUUUGAAGAGAUUCGAAGCCGUGUACCAUGAGCAGUUGCAUGGGUCGUAUGUCACGCAAAAAGCUCAGUUCGAAUACGCCUGGUGCCUUGUGAGGAGCAAAUACUCGGCGGACAUUAGGAAAGGAAUAUUGCUGCUGGAGGACCUCUACAGCAAUUACGAGGCGGAAAAGCGCGACUGCCUGUACUACCUGGCGAUUGGAAAUGCCAGGAUAAAGGAAUACUCCAAGGCGCUCUCGUACGUCAGGGCAUUCCUACAGAUUGAACCCGAGAACGUGCAAGUGCAACAUCUGGAGUCGUUGAUAAGGAAGAAGAUGGAGAAAGAGGGCCUUAUGGGUAUGGCUGUUGCGGGAGGUGUUAUUAUCGGUGUCGCAAGUAUUCUGGGCCUGGGCAUUGCGAUGGCGAAAAAAAAUUAGUUAAUCCUCCCUUAAAAGACCUAUUAGAACUGUGACUAUGCAAUUACAAUUGUGAUGUAAUUCGUUUGCGCGAAAUGGUGUGUAACUUGCGUCGUAAUUGCCCGGUUUGAGACGGUGACGAGUCUCAAAUGUAACUAGAUCGUUGAACCAAAUCCAAUAAAUGUAAUUUGUAACGUAAUUUUUCUAUUAAUCACAAAAGAAAGAGAACAAGGAGAGAAACCAGCUUACGUGAAUACGAUUUUUAAUUUUUAAUUAUUUAUAUUUAUAUCAUUAUUUAUAUCGUUUAAGCAUGUUGUGCGAAAUCUUUUGCCCGUUAAGAAGUAUCUGUUCAACAGUGAAACCAAUUUAACUUCCAAUACACUUGACGUUAUGUGCGAUAUUUUUUUUUUACAUUCCAAAGUUAUAUGCGAUUAUUUUUUUUAUACUGUAUAUGUUACGCACAUCACACAUGGAUAUGGAUAUAUCGUAUUUACGGAUAUAUGUGUAUCACAUGGUACUUUGUAUUAAAAAUUUCAUUUACACGCGCGCGUAUGUGUUUAAUCGAAGCGUUCAGCCAAAGCGCCAUUACGAAAUGAUGAUAAGAAGCUAUAGCCUUUUGUAUAUAAUUAGGGUUGUAUUUACAGUUGUACACGUGGAUUUAUGUUGUUAUUGAAUCCUUUUAAUAAAAAUAAAUGUUUGAAGCUA